Molecule: messenger RNA, 2828 nt
Organism: Emiliania huxleyi CCMP1516
Lineage: Eukaryota; Haptophyta; Isochrysidales; Noelaerhabdaceae
Exons: 7
Coding region: 106-2694 (862 amino acids)
Biological process (GO): cell wall pectin biosynthetic process
Cellular component (GO): Golgi apparatus
Molecular function (GO): arabinosyltransferase activity
Source: RefSeq, a predicted model, not a curated record
UGUGCCGUCCUUCUUGUGCUCGCGACGCUCCGCUCGUACCUCCAGGCCAGCAGUUCUGUGAGCGCCACGUGGAGCCGGCCAAAGCCGCACCACGAGGCAGAGGCGAUGGCGAUGGCGAGGCGAAGCACGAGGACGGCACACAGGGAUUCUGUACCCGGCGAGAGGUCCGCCGGCUCCACACCCGCCGACACCGCCACUCCCGCCUCCACGCCCGCCUCCACGCCCGCUGCCGCCACUCCCGCCUCCACACCCGCUGCCGCCACGCCCGCCUCCACGCCCGCUGCCGCCACUCCUUUCUCCACACCCGCUGCCGCCACGCCCGCCGCCACGCCCGCCGCCGCCGCCGCCGACCCCUCCGAUGAGUGGACCAUGCGUCCAGACCUGGUGCGCGACCCGUGGCUGCGAGUCCCGUCGCUAAGCGGCAAGCCGGUGCGCCGGCAGCGCGAGACGGAGGAGCGAGGCCGGGGUGCGUCCCGUGCGCCUGCGUCUUCCCUUCCCGGCGCGCAGUGGCUGACGGACAAGCUCCUGCUCAACCGGCAUGCGGCGGCGCGGCUGCUGCCUCACCAGGGUCGGCAGCGCAUCCUGUUCAUGGUGUUUGGCGGCUCGUCGAUGGGCGACUUUCUGUUUCACUGGGUCGCGCACGUGCGGCGUCUCGGCCUCGACUCGCACGUGCUAGGCGCGAUGGACGAGGCUCUCUUCCGGCGGUGCGACGAGGCGGGCGUCGGCGCGGCGCUGCUCAAGACGCCGCCCACGCCGACGCGGGAGGACGUGGCGGGCAUCGAGACGAGCUGGCGGUACUACCGCAUGGACCCGAAGGCCUUCACGCAGAUGGGCGUUCUGAAGGUCGACUUUUUCGAGGAGUUUGUCCGCGCCGGCUUCGACGUGCUCGCCUCCGACCUGGACGUGACGUGGGUGCGCGACCCGAGGCCGUGGGUGACGGGGCAGGCUGCGGGCAUGCAGCUGCUGGCGCACGCCGACGUGCUCGUCUCGACGGACAUCGCCAACCUCGCGCUCGACACGGCGCGCUCCGAGCGGUGGCGGUACGCGGAGGUCAACACCGGCGUCCUCUUCCUGCGAAACACAAACGGCACGCGCGCCCUGCUCGCCGCCUGGAAGCGCAAGAUGCUCGACGAGCUCACGGCGGGUCGGCUGCGCAAAGACUCGUGGGGCUUCAACGACCAGACCUACUUCAACAUGAUCGUGCGCGCGCUCGGGCUGCAGGGCGUCCAGUCGCAGGGCGUGUGGAGGCAGUGGCUCGCCGAGCGGGGCCUGGCCGACGGGGAGGUCGACGCCUCGCGCGAGGGCGACCGCUCCGUCUACCGGAGCCGCAGCGCGCUGCCCCUCCCUUCGGGCGGGUCAGCGCACAUCACACUGACCGCGCUGCCGGCCCUCGAGUUCUCGGGCGGCCACAUCUACUUUGUGCAGCACGAGCAGCUGGCACGCGCCACCCCGCCGGUCGCGCUGCACACGACCUACCAGUUCUCGGACACGCCCGCGUACACGUGGGGGAAGAGGCAGCGCUUGCGCGAGGCGGGGCUGUGGCGGGGAGACGGCGAUGAGUACUUUGACGCGGCGCGGAGCCGCCGCUCGAGGAGCAGCCUUCUCUCGGACCCUUCUCGCACCCUUCUCGCACCCUUCUCGGACCCUUCCGUGCAGGCGCGGAGCGGAGGCUUUUUGCGGCUGGUCGGCCCGCUCGUCGAGCCAGGCAGCCUCGAGGGGGUGAAGGUGCGCGAGGGCGUGGCGGCAGUCCGGGUCGAGGGCACGAAGGGCUACACCGACCGGCUGAUGAACAACGUGGUCGACCCGACGGCGCUGCCCGAGGACAACCCGAUGAGGCGAGCUGCCUUGUCGUCAUUUGAAUGUGCACAGCCACAUGGAGGCGGCAUAGUUGCCCAUGGCCUUAAGCUGAAUCCGUUAGCUGCACAAGGGCACCUCACCUUCGACGUGCUGCAGCGGGCGGCUCUGCGCGACGCGCUCGCCCUCGCCAGGGCGACGGGGAGGACGCUCCUGCUCCCGCCGCUCACGUGCUGGUGCGACCGCUACUGGAACGCGCUGCAGCGGUGUCGAAUGGCCGAGGCGCCGAGGGAGAUGCGGCUCCCUUUUGCGUGCCCGAUGGACCACCUCUUCGACGUGCACCUCUGGGAGGAGCAGGAGGUGCCGGUCCGCGCGGCCUCCUUCCUCUACCACCCGCAGGCCAACGCCACCCUCCGCGGCGCGCGCGUGCGGCUGCGUGUCGCCGGCGGCGCGGGGGCGGCCGAGGCCGCCCAGGCGCCUCUCGCCCCGGGAGACCCGAUCCCGCCUCUGCCGCCGCCGAGGGAGGAGCGGACGGUGGCGGCGGGGACGAGGCUUUCAGACAUCCGUGCCGCGCUCGGGGCGGCGCGCGGCGCGCCCGUGCUCGAGGUCGGGGCGGCGGACUUGCGGCGGCUCUGUGUCGAUCUCGGCUCGCCGCAGGCGAACCGCGAGUUCGAUCACGUGAUGCAAGCGCUGCUGGGGCCGGCGGAGAUGGUGAGGUUCAACUACCGCCACAUGGACAGCGUGUGGGGCUUCCGCCCUCCAGCGCCCAUCGGAGAGCGGCCAGACUGCAGCAGGGCCAGCAACGCGGUGCAGCGACUUGAUGAGGCGUCCAAGUUUGUGACGCACUUUUACCCGUUCGCCAUCAAACCAGACACGGCCUUUGAGACGCGGCUGCAGUGACGUGACUGUGACAGAUUUGGUUCAUCAAAAUAGGAUUCAACAACAGUUGUUCUCCACUACUGUGGUGCAUUGAUUGCUCCCCAGCUUCGGAACUCUCAUUGCACAUAAGACAUAGAUUCAUUCCGCAUUUAAAU